Molecule: messenger RNA, 1224 nt
Organism: Ceratosolen solmsi marchali
Lineage: Eukaryota; Metazoa; Arthropoda; Insecta; Hymenoptera; Agaonidae
Gene: RfC38
Product: replication factor C subunit RfC38
Exons: 5
Coding region: 83-1150 (355 amino acids)
Biological process (GO): DNA repair; DNA-templated DNA replication
Cellular component (GO): DNA replication factor C complex; nucleus
Molecular function (GO): DNA binding; DNA clamp loader activity
Source: RefSeq, a predicted model, not a curated record
UAUUGUAUGAAACGUAAACACAUUGGGGUUCGACUGCGGCUCUACUGAUUCAUUUUGUAAUUAAAUUUAAACUGUUUUAAAAAUGUCUCUUUGGGUGGAUAAGUAUCGGCCCCUGAAUUUUAAAAAAUUAAGUUACCAUUUAGAGCAAGCUCAACAAUUAAAAAACAUGGUUGAACAAGGAGACUUUCCUCAUUUAUUAAUUUAUGGCCCACCAGGAGCUGGAAAAAAGACUCGAAUUAUGUGUAUUCUUAAAGAACUUUAUGGUAAUGGAGUUGAUAAGUUACGAAUGGAAUCAAUGUUAUUUGAGACUCCGUCGAAAAGAAAAUUUGAAAUUAUGACUAUUAGUAGUAAUUAUCACAUAGAAGUAAAUCCUAGUGACGUAGGUAUUUACGAUAGAAUAGUUGUCAUGAAUCUUGUCAAAAGCACUGCUCAAACACAUCAGAUUGAUCCUAGUGGUCAAAGGGAAUUUAAAGUGGUAUUAUUGACGAGCGUCGAUCAAUUAACAAAAGAUGCACAGCAUGCACUUCGUCGAACCAUGGAAAAGUAUGUUGGAACUUGCAGACUUAUAUUAUGUACUAAUUCAAUAUCACGAGUAUUACCCGCUAUAAAAUCAAGAUGCUUAGCAAUUAGAGUUCCUGCCCCAAAGAUCGAUGAUAUAAAAUCAAUUUUACAUUAUGUAGCCAAACGAGAAAGUCUCAAUCUUCCAGACGAGCUGGCUACUAGAGUCGCUGAAAUGAGUGGGAGAAAUUUGAGAAGAGCAGUUUUAAUGUUGGAAGCAUGCAGAGUGGAGCAAUAUCCAUUUACAGCAGAACAAAAAGUUACGGAACCAGAUUGGCAAGUUUAUAUUAGGGGCAUCGCUACUCUUUUGGUCACCGAACAAAGUCCACAAAAAUUAUUGGAAGUGAGAACUAGGUUUUACGAACUGCUAACGCAUGGAAUUCCUACAGAUUUAAUAUUUAAGGGAUUGCUGCAAGAAGUUACUAAAAAUUGUGAUUUACAGUUGAAAAUUCAAAUUGCAAAUGUGGCAGCCGAUUACGAGCAUAGAAUGCAUCAAGGAACAAAAAUUAUUUUUCAUUUGGAAGCAUUUGCUGCCCGAUUUAUGGCAAUAUACAAAAAGUUUAUGGAUGCUUCUUUAGAAGCAUUUGUGUAAAAAUCCUGUUCGCAGUUAAAUAUAUAUAUAUAUUUUUUUAGAUUAAGUUGUUAUAUUUACAAUAUUAAAUUAUU